Liolophura sinensis is the source of this 5512-nucleotide messenger RNA. RefSeq names its product cadherin-87A-like. Gene Ontology annotation, molecular function: beta-catenin binding; calcium ion binding; cadherin binding. Gene Ontology annotation, biological process: cell migration; multicellular organism development; homophilic cell-cell adhesion. The transcript is spliced from 41 exons. The record is from RefSeq and is a predicted model, not a curated record. Bases 200 to 5380 code for a protein of 1726 amino acids. Gene Ontology annotation, cellular component: plasma membrane; catenin complex. NCBI's taxonomy places the organism in Eukaryota, Metazoa, Mollusca, Polyplacophora, Chitonida, Chitonidae.
GGUUAGGUGUGCGCUAAACACGGGCAUAUAUGUACCAAUAACCUAUAGCUGGUGAUGGCCGGGGUAGUUGUUCAGCUCGUGUUAUAAGGCAGGGCUUCUUUCUCUGGAUUCUGAAGGACUGAUAAGAAACUUAAAUCUUUCAUGAGGAAAGAUUCUCAGCCUGUUUCAGUUGUGUUGCUGUGUCUUGAGGACUCUUGAGAUGUCUAGAGUCACAUCCCUGGGUGGGGCCUGUGUAUUAGGGAUAGUGCUGUUGACACACACGGCCCUUGCGGUCAACAAAGCUCCGGUGUGGGAUAUAACAUCCAUGAACAAGAUCAGAGAGACCUUCACCAAACAGGUGUAUGAAAACACAACAGAAAAUAAGCUGUUGGGUACCCUGCUGGCAAGGGACCCCGAGGGUAAACAAGUGACCUAUGGAGUGGACAGUGAGAAUACGGUCAAGGUCAAUGAAACUACAGGAGAGGUCAGGCUGGCAAGGUUCCUGGACAGAGAGAAAGGUGACACUAAAGUUGAUGUGACAUUUUAUGCCCAAGACCCACUUGAGCCUGGAUCUAAUGUUCGAAAUACGAUUGAUUACUUCAUUAGGCUUGAUGUGCAGGAUGUGAACGACAAUGCUCCGGAUUUCAAAAAUCUUCCCUACGGUGCCAGUGUGAAGGAGAAUGGCCCUGCCUUAGCUACUAUAUUUACAUCAGUUAGGAUUGAGGAUUUAGAUGAUGGCUACAAUGCUGAAGUCUUCGUCAACUGUUCAAUAUUUGAUGAGCAGAGUCGGAUAGGUUGUGAAAAGUUUGGCGUGUCAGAAUUAAAGCAGAUAGCUCCCCGUGUCUACACCUGUUCAAUCUACACAAAGACAUCCCUCGAUUAUGAAGAUCAGAGUUCAUACAUUGUCACUCUUCUUGCCUGGGACAACGGGGUGCCCCGCCUCAGCAGUCAGGUCAACAUACAUAUCAGAGUGAUUGACGUUCAGGACUCUCCUCCUGAGUUCUUAAACACACCCAUCAACCUGUACACCAAUGAGAGUGCAGCAAUUGGCUCUAAAAUAGGUGAAAUUCAAGCCCGUGACAGGGAUCAAGGGAAUCCAAGACCUAUCAAGAUCGUGAUGUUGUCAGGCACAGAUUUGUUUGAGUUGAGUCCUCAGCCAAGAACAAAUGCUUCUCAGCCUGUGUACACCUAUGAUGUCAAAACAAAAGGCACACUUGAUCGAGAGCUGCUUCGAGGACAAGCAGCAUUUGAUGUUCGGGCCAUUGAGCUGCAGAAUGGAGUGGAGACAAAUGUGCACACAAAUGCCACUGUGCUGGUCAAUAUUUUUGACAUAAACGACAAUGCACCCACGUUUGAUCAGAUGGCAUAUUACAUCAAUGCCACUGAGAGUGUCCGUGCCACAGAUAACACACAAAUCCCUGGACUCACCAUGACUGUCCGGGACUUGGAUGAUGCUAGCAAUGCAAGGUUUUCUGUGUCCAUCCAAUCACAAACAUUCCCAGGAGCAUUUGCAGUUUCUCCGACAAAUGCCACCAGUCAGGGCCCAUUUGCAUUGGCUGUUAUAAAUGCUGACUACAUGGAUUAUGAAGUUGAAAACUACCGACAGCAACAAGUUGUGGUUGUGGCCCGUGAAUACGGCACUCAGGCUCUCUUUAGCACUACAGCCACAGUGUUCAUUUCACUGAUUGAUGUCAACGACAACUCCCCCAAGUUUGAACCAACUUCCACCAUAAGGAUCAACGAAAACGAGGGACCCAUGAAUAUCACUCGUGUCACAGCUACAGAUGCUGACAGUGGUAGUUACGGCCAAGUAACCUACAGCAUCGACAGCAGUUCAGACAGCGAGAUAAGCGAAUAUUUCCAGAUCAAUCCCAACACUGGAGAUGUUCGACUUGUGAAACCUGUGAACUACGAGGAAAACCGUGGCUUCGCCAUCGUAAUUACUGCAUCAGACGGAGGUUCUCCCAAGAGGACAGACAAAGUGGAGCACGUUAUUGGCUAUCACAAGUUUUGGUCCAGGAAUACCUUUGUGGUGAAUCCCAGAGAUGGGCGUCUAUCAUUGUCCAGAAAAAUUAACUUCAACGAAACCCCCAAUGCAAGCGACAAUGGCAACCCGCCAAUGGCAAGCACUGUUACUGUCAGGGUCAAUGUUCAGGAUGAGAAUAACUUUGACGCUCGUUUUGACAGAUUGGUGUAUUCUGUGUCUGUCAGUGAACUGGCACCCAGAGGUUACAGUGUGAUCAGGGUAAAUGCCACUGACGAGGAUGCGGGAGAGAAUGGUCGACUUAGGUACAGCCUGCAGGGCAGUCUGGGAGACUUCUCCAUCAACCCUCAGUCUGGUCUCAUCACUGUCAAUAACAAGCUAGACUCAGUCAGAGAACUUUACAGACUCAUCGUUGUGGCCACGGAUAACGGAUCACCCAGACAACGUUCAAGCUCUGCCACAGUGAAUGUCAACAUUCUAGAUAAAAAUAACAAACUUCCAUACUUCCCAGAAGCCCUUUACACCACAACUGUGUCAGAGGGAGAGGCCGCAGACAAUGUAGUGCUGAAGGUAUCGGCCUCCGACCCGGACCAGAACUCCAGUCUGAUCUACUCUAUACUCAACGACACAAUUCGAGCAAAGACCCCCCAGGGGGCCGAGUUCAACAACCCAUCUGUCUUCAACUACAAGCAAUCUUUUUACAUUGAUGGUGACGAUGGUGAGAUUCACAUUCGGGAUAAGCUUAGCUACGAGCAUGUGGCAGAGAUGGACUUUGCUGUCCAGGUGCGCGAUGUCUUUGCAGAGACCACGUUGGAGCAGACAGCAACAGCCUCUGUGAAUAUUCGUAUCUUGGGGUCUGUGGAUGCAACCCCGCAAUUUGUGGCCCCUUGGACCCCAAAAGACCCCACUUACUACUUCACCAUCCCAGAAGAAACAGCCAUAAAUAACCUCAUCACCACUCUGGUGGCAACUGAUCCCAUUGGUCAAAAGCCAAUUCAAAAUUUCAAAGAAAAUGUCACUGUUGAUGAGCGUGACUAUUUCACCAUUGAUUCCAAAUCAGGGGCAUUGCGAGUAAAUGCUCGUCUGGACUACGAGCAGUUGACCAAGCGCGUUCUGCCAGUGAACGUGAUGGCCAUUAGUGGGGACAGCAAGAAGACAGCCUUCGCCAGGAUACGUAUCCAGAUACAGGAUAUCAAUGAUAACAGACCUGUGUUUGACAUGGAGAGAUAUGAUUUUGAAGUGUAUGAGAACCGGGAGUACCCAUACCUGAUAGGUAAUGUGUAUGCGACAGAUGCUGACUCUGGGGUGUUCAAACAGAUCACCUAUACUCUUGGAGGACAGGGGGCAGAAAACUUUGAAAUACUAGAUGGUGGCAAGGUGAUUGUUGCAGAAAAUGGCGUGCUGGACCGAGAGAAGAAGUCAUUGUACCAGCUGACAGUGACGGCAACUGAUAACCCUGGAGGAAGGACCCAGAGACAGGGAUCAGCUCAGCUAGUGAUAGUGAUUAAGGAUGAGAAUGAUGAGACGCCAAAGUUCACUCGUUCAUCCUACAGCUUCCUGACAGUGGACAGCGCACUGGUAGGGUCCAGCAUCGGUCAGGUGGAAGCUACUGACCUGGAUACAGGGCUUAAUGCCCGAAUUUUUUUCAGCAUGAAUUGUGACAAUAAUGCCAACUCGCUGUUUUCCAUGAAUUUCCUGAAUGGCGAGGUGAUAGUAGAACAAUCUCUGGAGGGUAAACGUGGGGUGUACUUGUGUCGGGUGUCUGCAUCUGACAAUGGUCGUCCCCAACUCUCCUCCACAGUCUUAGUCCAGAUACAGGUCAGCCCUGCCUCAGAUAACGGCAUGCCUGUCUUCUCUUGGCCAUACACAGGGUAUGUGGCCAAAAACGUUGUUGAGAAUGCCAAUCCAGGUGUGGAAGUUGGAUAUAUUCAAGCAACUUCUCUGAUGGGGAAUGUGAGCUACGGCUUUGUGGACAACUCUGACAUAGCCGUCACCAGCCGCUUCCAAAUUGACCCGGACACUGGCAGGGUCACCACUAUCACAAGCUUGGACAGGGAGGAGCAGGACAAUUACGAGCUGUUGAUCUAUGCUCAAGUUUUGGGGAACUCCACACUUUCCAGCGUUGCUGUCUUGAGGAUCGAUGUUCAGGAUGUGAAUGACAACAUUCCUGUAUACAAUGGAAAAGGCUGUGACCGACAGAUCUACGUGAGCCCACCGUAUAAAGUGUACCGCCAGGAAGACACACCGGUGGGCAGGUCUAUUAUGAGUCUCAGUGCCUGUGACUCAGAUGAUAAGGCAAACACCAUUACUAAUUACAAGUUUGUAACCCGCAAGACCAACCCGGAGUUGUCUACCCUGCGAGAGGAAUGUGUAAGUCCUGGCAACAGCUCAUUCAACUUGAAGAAACUUGACAACAUUCAAGUGUCAAUCGAGGUGAGAAGGCCACUGGACCAUGAAGCUUCAGGGGGACCUGUUCAAUUGCUGUGUAUCCAUGCCACAGAUGCGAGGACUGUUGUGCCUGCUGGACGACGAAAACGACAGGCAGAACUGUAUGACCAGCAGAAUUUCACUGUUGCCUACAUUGAGGUCCAUGUUGUGGAUGUCAAUGACAAUAAACCUAUUUUCCCGGAAAAGACUGUAAAGACAGUUAUACUGGAGUUUCCUCAGACAGAUUCUGUUGUUAUAGCAAUGACUGCAAAGGAUGCAGACUCCAGUCUGUUCAAUAAAGUGAGAUAUUCCAUCCAGAGCACGUAUUUCAGAGGUCCAGACAAUUCUGAUCGCAACAUCAGCAUUGCUUUUGAUAUCAACAGUGUGACAGGGGAUGUCACAACCAAACUGACGCGGUACACUCAGUUCCUCGGGGGUACCUUUUAUAUGGGCAUCAGGGCAGAGGACAACGCAGAAUCUGAAUUCUUUGAUACAGCUCAACUGCAGAUAACUGUACUUCAAGUAGGUCAGAGGUAUAGGGUCACCUGGGAUGCAACCAGCAAUGCUGCUGACGCUUCUGUGAAGAACGCCAUCGAGAAGCAAAUGCAGGAGGCUGUGAAUGCACGGAACUGGCAACUUUCAGUGGAUGAACUCCGCUAUCAUGUGGACAGCAAGGGAGUUAACUCUAACAAAUUUGACGCAUGUUUUGUUGUUGUGGACUCAGAAGGACGUUCUCCCAGUAAAGAUGAGGUUAUAAAACAGAUCCAGACCAGUGACAUGAAAGAUGAGCAAUAUCAGUUUGGUCUGUGUGAUGUGGCAACAUCUGCUAGUCUUGGAGGCAGCUCCUCCUACUGGUGGGUCCUCAUCGCUCUGGCCAUCCUCAUCUUCAUCGGCACCCUAAUCCUCAUCAUCAUCGUCUUCAUCCUGGCCGCAAAUCUCCGAAAGAAGCAAAAAUAUGAGAGAACAACUUUAAUUCAGAGAACAGAAUAACCGUGAUGAUGAUUUAGGAGUAAAAAAAAUUAUGUAAGUACAGGUUUUUUGUUUCUGUCUUGUUUCCGGCAUACAAUAAGAUCCAGUUUUCUUCAUAUAGGUUGUGACGGCCCUCCGAGGCUCAGUUGGUUA